GAUAGCUUGAGACCGCCGACCUUUCAGAAGAUCAUGGUAUGGUACUGGAGACGCUGUGAUAUGUGGAGGCAGCAUUUAUGUCAAUUUAAUGUCACCUGAACUCUACUGUACCUCUGCACUGUUGGUAGCAUGCUGUCAGAUCAGGUCGUUGGAGCUCCCGAAUACCACGUCAUUGCGGCUUGCGGCUGUUGCACUUCUCCAUCGUUUCCACCUCCGCAAGAUAACUUCUGGCCAGAUAUGUCAUAGUCCCGCUGAGUCCUGAAGGCGGAAGUCCGUCAUCCCUUGCCCACCAUGAGCUUCGUGCUCGACCAAGUGCGUCGAAUCGACGCACAGCUGGACCGGGUACAGCUCGCUAAUCUACCCUCAGCAUCGCCAACAGCUUCACGGGUGUCUACCUUCUCCGGCGACUCUAAAGCCGCACCCAAGCCUUCAACGAGGUUACUUGCCUUACAAACAUCAAUACGAGGCCUGACACCAAGCGCAUCGGACAGCCGAGCUCUGCUGCAACCGGCCCAGAUUGCACUAUGUUUAUCCGCAUUGUCCGACAGAGCGGAGGCGCCUCUCGCAAUAGCGGAGGAUGACAGACCGAGCAAGGAGCCUUACGAGACAGAACUUGAAUGGCUACUGGUCUCCAAAGCCACUAUUCAGACCUACGGUCUGGUUUUGAAGCGCAUACUGGAUCAGACCGUAGCUUUGGCGGAUGACAUAUGGUAUUGGGAUGCGGUGCUGAGCUCACGCACGAAUAGCGCAUUGCAUGCCAUCCAAAUCUCACCCUUCCAGUUCUGGCAUUGGUCAAGCGAGGUAUGGGAUGAUGUCAAGGCACGGGGUGGUAACUUCACUAUGACUGGUGCGAGACAGGACGCGCAAGACACGAUUGGAAAGCGAUGGCAGGAGUUCUAUGGGUUGGUCCGGCAGGUGAUUCAGGAUCGCAGUAUGGGCGAGAUACAGAGGCAGGUGUUGAGCCCUGUUACACGCUUGCGGAGCGACAUCAGGCGGAAGCAGACAACGUUGAAGAAAGUACGUUUGCAGAAUGCGAAUGCCCUUGGGGUGUUGCUCGGCGAGGGUUUGGCCAAUGAGAGCGCACAUAGCGAAAGCCUGAUCAGCGCAACCGCAAGUCCGCACCGUUGGAAGGCGUCUGUCGCGCGCAAUGUGGCGCUCAUGGAGGCUGUGCUGGCCAAGGUCAACGACAGCGAGACGUCUGUUGACAAAUUUGACGCCGCGGUCGCUGAGCUGACUGACGACGACCCAUUGUACGGUGCUGAAGUCGAAGCGGAUAUUGAGAGCAGUGGAUCCGUCAAGCCGGAAGGCGUUGCAGAACGGUUGACACGAGUGCUGACCAUGGCUCUUCCGGAAUACGAAACCUCGUUGAAGGCUGCUGUCCGCGAGCAUGGUAGACCGUCCGUAAUCGUGCGUUACUGGCUGCCAGUGACUGUCGGCAUCAUCUCUUCGAGCACUAUUCUGCGCAUCCUUGUCAAUCGAAAAGCGGAUAUCUUGCAGUGGGUGCGCGACUUUGGUGUGACUGUGAUCGACUUCUGGAGCAAUUGGGUCGUCGAGCCUACACGCAAAGUCAUCAAGACUAUCCGCCACGAUGAAGGCAGUGAGGUUAGCAUCAUGUCGAAGCGCUCGCUUGAAGGGGAUAGAGACAGCUUAGAGCGCAUGGUGGUCGACUUUGCUAUUGACAACCCGGCCACUGCCACAGGAAACAGCGCGAAACUGACGGAGGUUGAAAUCACUGACAUUCGGACGAGGGUCAGAGAAGGCGAUCUUACUCCCGUGCUCAAGGCGUAUGAGAAGGACCUGAAAUCGCCAUUCAUGGGUGCGGUGAGAGGCAACCUCAUCCGUGCUUUGCUCAUUCAGGUUCAGAAGACGAAAGUGGACGUGGAGGUCGCCAUCGGUGGCAUUGACUCUCUUCUUAAGUCACAGGAGCUCGUCUUCGGAUUCGUCGGCCUGACGCCUGGCAUCUUGGUGACAUAUUUCGCUGUCGCUUACGUCCGGACGACGCUUUCGCAAAGACGUGGGUCGAGUGCUUCACGCAAACAAGGCAAGCUGCUGCGGCAACUACGAAACAUCGAUCGUAUACUGGUAAACAGCACGCCGACGGAGUAUGGCGAGCUUUUCUAUAAAGACCAAGGUCUUCUCUUAUGCGAAGUGCAUGUGCUUCGAGAGGCCGCGCAGAAGGUCAUGCCUGGAGAGCUGUACCGGGAGUUUAGCGAGGAUGCCGAAGAACUAUCUGAUGUUCGCAUUGGCGCUGAACGGCAGAAGCAGACGGCAGGCCGUAUACGGUGGGCCUAUUCGAAAUAUUUGGCGUGAGCGGGAAUUGUAAGUGGUGGACAGAGAUGGCACGGUGUAUAGGCAGCAAGAUACCCAAGAUAGUCACCUCACUCUAGCGUACUAUAGCGUCUGAUAUCAUCCCCUAUAACAUCUGCUACACCUUCCACGUUACGCUACCGCGCGAAGACACUAUCGGCGGUCC
Baudoinia panamericana UAMH 10762 is the source of this 2473-nucleotide messenger RNA. RefSeq lists its product as uncharacterized. The record is from RefSeq and is a predicted model, not a curated record. NCBI's taxonomy places the organism in Eukaryota, Fungi, Ascomycota, Dothideomycetes, Mycosphaerellales, Teratosphaeriaceae. The coding region runs from base 292 to 2310 and encodes 672 amino acids. Gene Ontology annotation, cellular component: mitochondrial outer membrane. The transcript has a single exon.